Penicillium cosmopolitanum is the source of this 1269-nucleotide messenger RNA. RefSeq lists its product as uncharacterized. NCBI's taxonomy places the organism in Eukaryota, Fungi, Ascomycota, Eurotiomycetes, Eurotiales, Aspergillaceae. The record is from RefSeq and is a predicted model, not a curated record. Bases 1 to 1269 code for a protein of 422 amino acids. The transcript has a single exon.
AUGGAUUCUUCAGGUUUUGACGUCAAGUACCACGAUGGUGAGAAACUUGAGUCCGAAGGUGGCAUUUGUUCUUCCGAGGUCGAACGACCGAGCACGACUCCCCCCUACUCUUUUGCAAACAAGGGACGUCUUAACGGCUAUACUUGUAUACCAUAUAGUGAGUUGGAGCCAUUGGAUCAGAUGAUCUAUGACAUCGAGUUUGAGCGUCUCUCACAGCAAGCCACAAUCUCGGAAGUAGAUGAGGAUGACGAAGAGGGUGAGUUUUUACGGCGCUUAGGGUUUCCCGAUAGCGAUAUGGAACCAUUGGAUGAGGCAAUUUUAGACCUUGAAACUGACCAUAUAUUUCAUCUAGCAAUGAGCAAAGCAGAAGAAGAUGCUGUGAGUGCCGAGUUCUAUAGACGACAGUGGCUGACAAAGGAGGAUAGCAAUAUCCACCAUUACAACUGGUUCGGGACGGCUGUAUACGGCCCUAGCUCGACUCCUCCUGAGAUAUCUCUCGCAAUCAUUAUGUCUAAGCCCAAAGUCACAAAUCCCGAUCUUAACCUUAGUAUUCAUACGGUCCUGCAUCAAGCUUACUUGUAUCUUGAUCCUGUUCUCAUUGAUUUUGAUACCCCUGAAAGCUCUGCCCUCAUUAACCAGCUUCAGCGACGUUAUAAUCUCGACGAUACAAUGAAGGGCCAUGUUGUUAAGUAUUACACACCCCACGGUCUGUGGAUGUCACAGCAGGUACCAGCGAAUGACAGAACUGAAAUCGAUGAUGGCAAUGUCACUAACUACAUCAUGAACUACGGAGUAGGAAACGGAUUCAUUUCACAGAGCUACAUUACAUCAUGGAAGCAAUUCAAGGUUAACUACAAUAAGGUCAAAACCACAGAAGGAGAGCUGAAACGAGCCCUCAGGAACAAAACGGGACUACCACGCCUGUCUCCACUGCGUCAAGUCAUGACAGCUGAACCGGAAGAUGCUCCCAGCCUCAGCUCGGAUAAUGUCAGCAUGAUUGUUAACAGACAUUCAGAGCCAUCUAGCUCAGAAAAUGUCAGUAUAAUUUUCAACAGACAUUCAUGGCCAUCGAGGACUGCUCAUAGACGCUGGGUCAUAAGAAAUGACCGGCUUGCCCGAGGCGAUAUUGAUUGGCUUGAAGCCGCGGAUCCAAAUUCCUACUACUCAUUGCCGUUUCCAGAACCCGUGAGACAUGGACUAGGUGUCAAGGGUACCCUCCGGAAGGCGUCAAAGUCCGCGCUGUCGUAUUUGAUCUGUGGAGCUAGGUAG